ACUCUGCGACAAUUUACUGAUAACCAGUACAUUGAAACACCAAAAAUUAAAAUAAUAAUGUCUUCACCUGAAAGCGUAUUGAAACCAACAAAUACAAAUCCCAUAAAUCAAAGAAAUAUUAAUAAAGCUCAAAGAUUCCGAACAAAGUUUGAUUUGGUCAAAGAAUCUGAACUCAAAACAAAGAUUUCAAUGCUAUCCGAUUUUAGUAAAUAUGUAGAAUUUAUCAUAUCAAAUAAACAAGUUCUUUUAAUGAGACUUAAAGAUCUUUUUGUUUGUGAACAUAUGGACCUUGAGCCAGAAUACUACAAUAUCAUUUUGUUACCACAUGAUUUGAGGAGCUUGGAAUGGUUCAGAAGUCACACAGUUGUCGACAAGACUAUAGAUUCACAAAUAAAAGAAAUAUCGUCCUUAAUUGCAAUAUAUGGUAAUUAUUCAGACGGUCUUGAUCGC
Racocetra persica is the source of this 450-nucleotide messenger RNA. Lineage: Eukaryota; Fungi; Glomeromycota; Glomeromycetes; Diversisporales; Gigasporaceae. The record is from the annotation of a GenBank genome assembly.